This is a messenger RNA of Aspergillus uvarum CBS 121591, 2308 nucleotides long. Its product is annotated as putative FAD monooxygenase. Gene Ontology annotation, molecular function: FAD binding. Lineage: Eukaryota; Fungi; Ascomycota; Eurotiomycetes; Eurotiales; Aspergillaceae. The record is from RefSeq and is a predicted model, not a curated record. The transcript is spliced from 2 exons. Bases 217 to 2124 code for a protein of 635 amino acids.
CUCCAUCAUCCUCAUGUCGUUCAAUUGGUUUUUUUUUCUUGUAUCAUCAUCAUCAGCUCAAUACUCACAUUUUAUCUUUACAUCUUCAUCCCUCUCCACUCAUUUUCCUGGUGGCUGAUGGUCUUGAAUCCUACCCCUUGAUCCCCGAACUACUCACACCUCUUUUUAUCCUACAACCACUUUACCACACAUACAGAUUCUCUGUCGCACAGCAUCAUGACUCAAUCGCAAGAGAAGUAUGAUAUCGUCAUCGUGGGCGCUGGCCCCGUUGGCAUUCUCUUGUCGCUGUGCAUGUCUCGUUGGGGCUACAAGGUUAAGCACAUCGAUAACCGUCCCGUACCCACCGCCACUGGCCGCGCCGACGGAAUCCAGCCCCGCUCGACUGAGAUCCUCCGCAACCUGGGCUUGAAGCGCCAGAUUAUGGCCUAUGAGCCCGCCAAGGUCUACGAUGUCGCUUUCUGGGAUCCUCUCCCCGGCGACCAAGGAAUCCACCGCACUGGAAGCUGGCCCAGCUGCCCGCGCUUCAUCGACACCAGAUACCCGUUCACCACCCUCGUCCACCAGGGUAAGAUCGAGCGCGUCUUCCUCGACGAGAUCCAGAAGGCUGGUACCACCGUUGAUAGACCCUGGACCAUCGUUGGCUUCAAGAACGACGGUCUGGACGAGACCUACCCCGUCGAGGUCCAGCUGAAGUGCAUCGACACCAAUGUCAUCAAGACCGUCCGCAGCAAGUACCUCUUCAGUGGUGAAGGUGCUCGCAGCUUUGUUAGACAGGAGCUGGGCAUCCAGAUCCACCACAAGGAUCCUAUCUCUUACGUCUGGGGUGUCAUGGAUGGUGUCGUGAGAACUAACUUCCCUGACAUCGAGACCAAGUGCACAAUCCACUCCGAUGCCGGUUCUAUCAUGGUUAUCCCCCGUGAAGACAACAUGGUUCGCCUCUACGUCCAGAUCGCCUCGUCGACCGAUCCCGAUUUCAACCCCCGCAAGACUGCCACCGCCGAGGAAGUGCAGGAGACCGCGAAGAAGAUCUUGAAGCCCUACUGGGUGGAGUGGGACCGCGUGGAAUGGUACUCUGUCUACCCUAUCGGUCAGGGUAUCUCGGAACGGUACACCUUGGACGAGCGGGUGUUUAUGGGCGGCGAUGCCUGCCACACUCACAGCCCCAAGGCCGGCCAGGGCAUGAACACGGCCUUCCACGAUGCGCUUAACAUGGCUUGGAAGAUCCACGCCGUUGAGUCCGGACUGGCUAAGCGCGAGAUCCUCAAGACGUAUGAGAGCGAGCGCAAGGACAUCGCCGAGACUCUCCUGAGCUUCGAUAACAAGUACGCUGCCUUGUUCUCCAAGCGUCGCCCUACUGCCGGCGAAGUCGGCGAGGCCAGCCACAACGCCGCUGCGGCCAAUGCCGAGGAGGAUCCCUUCGUCAAGACUUUCAAGGAGUCUUGCGAGUUCACCAGUGGUUAUGGUGUUGCUUACAAGUCCAACGUCUUCACCUGGGACGAGACCCACCCCGCCCAGUCUCCUCUCUUCAACAUCCCUGGCGUGAAGCUGACCCCUGGUCGUGCUUUCACUCCCAGCACCGUCACCCGCUUGGCGGAUGCUAACUUCGUGGAGUUGGAACAAGAGAUCCCCGCCAACGGUGCCUUCCGUAUCUUCGUCUUCGCCGGUAAGCAGGCCAAGACCAACAAGGCCAUCGCGGACUUCGCCGCCAACCUGGAGAAGGAGCGCUCUUUCCUGUCGGUGUACCGCAGAAGCGACAUCGCCGAUGUUUCCUUCUUCGAGCGCCACCUCCCUCACUCCAAGCUCUUCUCCCUGUGUGUGAUCUAUGCCGACGAGAAGAACAAGGUGGACAUGGCGGCUGUGCCUAAGAUCCUGCGGGAUUACCACCACCACAUCUACGCCGACGACCUUCCCGACGUCCGGGUUCCUAACGCCAAGUUUGCGGCUCACGAGAAGCUUGGAUUUGACCCCGAGGUCGGUGGUGUUGUCGUCACUCGUCCUGACAGCCACAUUGCCUGCACUGUCCAAUUGGUGGAGGGCAGUGGCACGGUUGACGCCCUCAAUGCCUUCUUUGGCGCCUUCACGACGAAGCCGCUGGGUCAGGACCAGCAGGCUAGCCGGCUGUAAGGAUGGGCUUUUCGAAGAAGAUGUCUGUAAUUUAUCCUCGGAGAUCGGCCUCCCGAUUUGGGAUCUGAUGUAAAUAGGUUUCUUGUUUAUUUUUGCAGUUUCGGGUUUGUGCUAUUGCAGCGGUUGCGACCUGGCAUGUUUUGGCGUUGUUGUAUAUAUCUCGAGAAUUCUCAGUUUCAUUUCC